AUGGCGGAGUCGGAGAAGGAGGCCGCCGCGGCCACUGCCGCCGCCGCCGAGCCUGGGUCCGGCCCGCCGCACGAGGACGAGGAUGCGCUGCUCGCCCGCGCCCACACCGUCGUCUCCAGGAUCCUCGACCGCGAGCUGGACCCCAACCCCCGCCUCCUCCACACCCCUCGCCACCAUGUGCGAGCUCCACGAAGCCAGCUGACCCAACGUUCAAUAACACAAACACAAGGAGCACAUCUACAAUUGGGAAGCUGGCCAAUUUGUUCGGGUGUGAAAAAUAAACCCACAGAUGCUGAGAUGCUGAGAACAUAUGCGAUCGGGUUGCUCGCUAUGGUUGCCAGCAGCGGUGGGCAAUUGGUAGAGGAUGUCUUGACUUUGGGUGUAUCAGCAAAGCUCUGGCGCUUUUUAAGCGAUAAGAGUCCUUUUUUGGGGAUGCCUCAUCUUCUCAGAGAGAUGCUAAUCAUCCACAAGACACCAAGUAUCCUCGAGGCAGAGAUUUAUAGUAGGGGUAAAUCACGCCUGGCCCAAGAUGGUUCUCGAUUGGAUGGAACAAGUGGUUGUGACACAAAGUCAAAAUAUGGGGAAAAGAAUUCUGUGCCGAGGCUUCUUAAAGAUGAAGAGAUCAGUGAAAAUGGCGAACUGUUGAAAAGAAAGCUGGGUCGAGCCCCCUCCCGACUUAGAGUGAAGGGAAAAGCAGGAGACAGCUUGCCUGAGUGUGAAAUGACACCUUUAUCACCAACCUCUGGAUUGAGAAUAGGAGGUCGGUCUACUAGAGACAGGAAUGUGGUGAGGGUUGAUGACCCAAAGAAGGCAACUGAUGUGAACAAUAGAUCUGCAAGCCUCGAGUCGUUUAGCGCUAUUUCCAAAGAAGAAUACGAAGAUCGGUUCAGGGAUUGCAUUAUUGGCUUGAAGGAUAUAUCUGACAUUGUUUUUGAAGGCAAAGUGCAAACUGUUGGUGAACAGCGUGCAGUGGAAGAAGCUGUCCAAACCAGUGAAGACCAGGAUUUGGAAAAUUUUGUUAUCAGUGACAAAGCACAGCUCUUACAACUUAGAGAAAAAUAUAGCAUCCAGUGUCUACAGAUUUUGGGAGAGAGCAUGAAAGACCAGGAGGGACGUGACCACUUUGCUCAACUCCCUGAUGUCCUUAAAUUAAUUUGUGCACUGGCUGCCCAUCGAAAAUUUGCUGCACUCUUUGUUGAUCGUGGUGGUAUUCAGAAGAUCCUCUCUAUUCCUAGAAUUACCCCGACAUAUAUGGGUCUUUCUGCCUGCUUAUUCACUUUCGGGUCUCUUCAGUCUACCAUGGAACGUGUUUGUGCACUUUCCUCUGACACACUUGACAGUGUUGUUGAAUUAGCACUUCAACUUCUUGAGUGCCCACAAGAUUUAGCUAGAAAAAAUGUGGCCAUCUUUUUCGCUGCUGCUUUUGUGUUCAAAGCUGUUCUGGAUCUAUUUGAUGCCCGGGAUGGGAUGCAAAAGCUUCGAUAUCCUAUGUGGAUGCGAUCUGGAAGAGCUCAUCUCCUUCAGCUUGUUGAUUCCAUUCGGCCAAGCAAAAGCAUCCGUAGCAUUGCACGGAACACUUCUAGUGCAAGAGCUGGCUACAAACCUUUUGACAUUAGCAAUGAAGCUAUGGAUGCUGUCUUUCGUCAGAUCCAGCGGGACAGAAAGUUAGGCCUUGCUCUUGUGAGAGCUCGUUGGCCUGUGUUGGAUAAAUUUGUUGCCUCAAAUGGUCACAUGACUAUGCUCGAGCUGUGUAAGUUUCAGGCACAUGGUGAUCGGUAUUUGCGUGACUUAACUCAAUAUGCAAUUGGAGUUCUUCACAUCAUAACACUUAUGCCACAGCCACAUGUCCGCAAAUCAAUAGUGCAGGGAACAUUAAGUAACAAUCGUGCUGGUAUGGCUGUCUUAUUAGACACGGUGAAAAGUCUCGACUAUAUUGAUCAUGAGGUGAUCUGUCCAGCACUGAAUGUCCUCGUCAAUCUUGUAUGCCCACCUCCUUCUAUCAGCAACAAACCAUUGUCGACUGCCAAUCAGCAACCUGCAGCUGCUCAAGCGCUUGCUUCAGAAAGCAGAGAUAAGAACUUUGAAAAAAGUAUUUUAGAUAGGAAUCUACUUGCAAAUCAGGGCGAAUCUCGUGAAAGAUCUGGUGAUGGCAACCCUGCUGAAAGGAACAAUACCUUGCAUCAAGGAACUAGCACACCUGUUGUGCCAUCUGGAGUAGUUGGUGAUCGAAGAAUAACGUUAGGAGUUGGAGGUGGUGGUCCUGGUCUUGCUGCUCAAUUGGAACAAGGAUACCGUCAAGCUCGAGAAGUUGUAAGAGCCAAUAAUGGCAUAAAAAUUCUUUUACAGCUUCUUGGUUCUCGGAUGGUUACACAUCCUGUGGCUAUAGAUUCUAUUCGAGCCCUUGCCUGCCGUGUCCUGCUUGGCCUGGCUAGAGACGAUACAAUUGCACAUAUACUGACAAAGCUCCAGGUAUUGACAAAUUCUGGAAAAGAAACAACAUUAGCGGCAACUGAUGCUGCUGCUCCAGCAUUGAGGCGCAUUGAGCGAGCUGGGAUAGCUGCUGCUACUCCUAUCUCCUACCACUCGAGGUUUGAUUUCUCAGCGGUGCUUCCUGCCCAUCAAGUUGCUGCCCUGGAAGCAUCAUCUGUUCAGCAACAGUGGCCCUCUGGACGUGUUCAGGGAUUUCUCUCAGAUAAAAUAAACAUGUCGACAGAUCAAUCUUCCCAGAAAACAGAUUCUAUCCUGCCUUCAUCUAAGAAAAAGGCACUGACCUUCUCAUCCAGUUUCUCACGAAGAGCUCUGUCUCCGCAUCCUAUUUCUGGUAGCAGAGCAAGCAACAUCCUUAAAAGUCCUGUACCUAUUGCGGCUGAUACUGGAGAUGCAGAAAUGUUGAAUAAAAUACCACUGUCGCUGCCACUUAAGAGGAAGCUUGUGGAUGUGAAGGAUAAUAAUUCUACAUCGGCAUCGAAGCGCCUCGCAACAACUGAUCAAAUGUACCAACCCUCUGCAUUCCAAACUCCUGCUCCUACUCGCAAAGGUCUGUCGGUAACAGUAGAUUCUCCUACUUCAUUUCAUUGUGGUCGGACAAACUUCAACAAUGUUUCUACUGACAACUUGGACAAUUCUCAAGGCACACCAGGAGCGUUGACCACUACAGCACUUCCUGGUGUGAAUGAUCAACAAUCAGGAAAUUUGGAGCGUAUGACACUUGACUCACUGAUUGUACAAUACUUGAAACAUCAACACCGCCAGUGUCCUGCUCCAGUUACAACUUUGCCACCACUUUCUCUUUUGCACCCUCAUGUUUGCCCUGAGCCUAGUCGCAGCCUUAGUGCACCUGCAAACAUAGCUGCUCAGAUGGGAAGCCGUGAGAUAAGUAGGCAAUUUAGUGGGAUACAGAUACCUCGAGGGGAUCGUCAUUUUAUAUACAGUAGGUUCAAGCAGUGUCGUGUUUGCCGUGAUGAGGCAUCACUGUUGACCUGCAUGACAUUUCUUGGAGAUGCAUCUCGAGUUGCGGCUGGGCCUUUGCACACAUUUGAUGACUGCAAAGCUGCUAGGUUUAACCACUCCGGAACUUCAUUUGCUGCCCUUUCUACUGAUACAGCUCAACGGGAGGUUCAGUUGUAUGAUGUACAGACAUAUACUCUUGCUACGCGGCUUCCUGAUAACACUAGCAGUUCAGGUUCAGGCCGGGGUUACAUCCAACCUAUUAUACAUUUCAGUCCUUCAGACACAAUGUUGCUUUGGAAUGGAGUCCUGUGGGAUACAAGGCAACCAAAUCCUGUUCAUCAGUUUGACCAGUUCACAGAUUACUGUGGUGGUGGAUUCCAUCCAGCAGGAAAUGAGGCGAUCUUAAAUUCGGAGGUGUGGGAUCUGAGGAAGUUUAAGCUUUUGAGGAGUGUCCCUUCCCUGGACCAGACAGUAAUAAAGUUUAAUGGAACUGGUGAUGUUAUCUAUGCCAUCCUGAGGCGUAAUCUUGAGGACGUGACAGCAUCCAUCAAUGCUCGUAGGGUCAGGCAACCUCUUUUCCCUGCAUUCCGCACAAUUGAUGCGGUGACUUACUCAGAUAUUGCAACCGUCCAAAUCGACCGCUGUGUACUCGAUCUUGCCACUGAGCCCAAUGAUUCUCUUAUUGGGGUGGUUGCUAUGGACGAUCACCAGGAGCUUUUCUCUUCUGCUCGCUUGUUCGAAGUUGGCAGGAAGCGGAUAACUGAUGAUGAUUCAGAUCCAGAGGACGCAGGUGAUUCCGAUGAUGAGGAUGAUGAUGACAAUGAUGACUCCGACGAUGAUGUUCUCCUUGCGCCAGUGCUGGAAGGGGAUACAGAUUCUGAAGAGUUAAGCAGCAGCAGCGAUGAUGGUGAUGAAGAUGGUGGCGACGAUAUCCCCAGUUCGGAUGACAUUGAAGAUGACCCAGAGUUCAUUGAUGAUGGCGGCGACUUUGAAGGGGGAGGGGGCUUGAUGGAUAAUUUGGGUGACGACGAAGGGGAGGACGACGAGAGUGAUAUGAUGGAAUCCUUUAGCAGUGGCGACGAGGAGGGUUGGAUCAUGUAG
This is a messenger RNA of Miscanthus lutarioriparius, 4551 nucleotides long. The record is from the annotation of a GenBank genome assembly. NCBI's taxonomy places the organism in Eukaryota, Viridiplantae, Streptophyta, Magnoliopsida, Poales, Poaceae.